GUGCUGAAAAGGACAGUGCCAAGUUCCUGAAGCCUCAGUCGAGGGGAGAAGAUGGCUUCCCAGCAAAGCGAAACUGGGAUCAGGCGGAGAAGGGAGGCUGAUCCCGAGGCCGAUCUGCCCUGCCCUUCGCGGUGGUUUACCUGGGAAGAGAUCGGGCUGCGCACUGGCCAGGGAGACCCGCCAGGGGACCGCUGGCUGGUGAUUGACAGGAAAGUCUAUGACAUCAGCCGUUUCUACAGGAGGCACCCAGGGGGCUCUCGGACCAUCGGCUGCUACGCAGGGCAGGACGCCACGGAUCCUUUUACAGCCUUUCACCUUGACAAGACUCUAGUAAGGAAGCACAUGGCAUCGCUUUUGAUUGGGGAAUUGGCCCCUGAUCAGCCCAGCUUUGAGCCUGAUAAAAAUGUAAGUUUGGAGAUAGAAAAUUAAGAUUGUGGUUUAAUUUCAAAGUCUUAAAUAUUAUAGGGCUUGACUCAGUGAUCACCUUCAUAA
Messenger RNA from Notechis scutatus (mainland tiger snake), 492 nucleotides. NCBI's taxonomy places the organism in Eukaryota, Metazoa, Chordata, Lepidosauria, Squamata, Elapidae. The record is from RefSeq and is a predicted model, not a curated record.